Molecule: messenger RNA, 2365 nt
Organism: Urocitellus parryii (Arctic ground squirrel)
Lineage: Eukaryota; Metazoa; Chordata; Mammalia; Rodentia; Sciuridae
Gene: Mst1
Product: macrophage stimulating 1
Biological process (GO): proteolysis
Molecular function (GO): serine-type endopeptidase activity
Source: RefSeq, a predicted model, not a curated record
GCGAAUAUGAGGUCAGGGACCUCAGAUCCUCUUAACCUUUCAUCUCUUGCUUCCAGACUAUGUGCGGUCCUGCCUCAUGGACAAUGGGGUUGGGUACCGGGGCACUGUGGCAACAACAGCAGGUGGCCUGCCCUGCCAAGCUUGGAGACACAGGUUCCCUAACGACCACAAGUAUACUCCCACACUUCGGAACGGCCUGGAAGAGAACUUCUGCCGCAAUCCUGACGGGGACCCUGGAGGUCCCUGGUGCUACACGACAAACCCUGAAGUGCGCUUCCAAAGCUGUGGCAUCAAGUCCUGCCAGGAGGCUGCUUGCAUUUGGUGCAACGGCGAAGAUUACCGCGGCGCGGUGGACCGUACAGAGUCGGGACGCGAGUGCCAGCGCUGGGACCUGCAGCACCCCCAUUCGCAUCCCUUCGAGCCUGGCAAGUUUCCGGACCAAGGUCUGGAUGACAACUAUUGCCGAAAUCCUGAUGGAUCUGAGCGACCCUGGUGCUACACUACAGACCCGCAGCUCGAGCGAGAAUUCUGCGACCUCCCCCGUUGUGGAUCCGAGGCACAACCAAGCCGCGAGGCCACAACAUUCAGCUGCUUCCGCGGGAAGGGUGAGGGCUAUCGGGGCACAGCCAAUACUACCACUACAGGCGUGCCUUGCCAGCGUUGGGACGCUCAGAGCCCGCAUCAGCACCGGUUUGCGCCAGAAAAAUACGCUUGCAAGGACCUUCGGGAGAACUUCUGCCGAAACCCAGACGGCUCCGAGGCGCCCUGGUGCUUCACCUCACGGCCUGGUAUGCGCGUGGCUUUUUGCUACCAGAUCCAGCGYUGUACUGACGACGUGCGGCCGGAGGGUAAGGCCCGAGCAGAAGGAAUAGAGGCGCCAAGCCUGAGGGUCAGGGCGAGGACUGGAGCUGACCGCUGCUCUUGCCCGCCCAUGGCAGAUUGUUACCACGGCUCAGGUGAGCAGUACCGCGGCUCAGUAAGCAAGACCCGCAAGGGUGUCCAGUGCCAGCGCUGGUCUGCUGAGACGCCGCACAAGCCUCAAUACACGCCCUCCUCAGUUCCUCAAGCUCAACUGAAGGAAAACUUCUGCCGGAAUCCAGAUGGGGAUAGUCACGGGCCAUGGUGCUACACCAUUGACCCAGGGACUCCGUUUGACUAUUGUGCCCUUCGACGCUGCAAUGAUGACCAGCCACUGUCCAUCCUAGAUCCCCCAGACCAGGUACAGUUUGAGAAAUGCGGCAAGAGGGUGGACAGGCUGGAUCAGCGGCGCUCCAGGCUCCGUGUGGUGGGGGGCCAUCCUGGGAACUCACCCUGGACAGUCAGUUUGCGUAAUCGGCAGGGACAACAUUUCUGUGGAGGGUCCCUAGUAAAGGAACAGUGGGUACUGUCUGCCCGGCAAUGCUUCUCAUCCUGCCAUGAACCUCUCACGGGAUAUGAAGUGUGGUUGGGCACCCUGUUUCAGAACCCACAGCCAGGGGAGCCAGGCUUACAGCAGAUCCCAGUGGCCAAGAUGGUGUGUGGGCCCUCAGGCUCCCAGCUUGUCCUGCUCAAGCUGAAGAGAUCGGUGAUCCUGAACCAGCGUGUGGCCCUGAUCUGCCUACCCCCUGAGCGAUAUGUGGUGCCUCCAGGGACCAAGUGUGAGAUUGCAGGCUGGGGCGAGACCAAAGGUACAAGUGAUGAUGUGGUCCUAAAUGUGGCCUUGCUGAAAGUCAUCUCCAACCAGAAGUGUAAUGUCAAGCAUCGAGGACGUGUCCRAGAGCACGAGAUGUGCACUGAGGGAUUAUUGGUCCCUAUGGGGGCCUGUGAGGGUGACUACGGUGGCCCACUUGCCUGCUUUACCCAUGACUGCUGGGUCCUGGAGGGAAUUAUAAUCCCCAACCGAGUGUGUGCUCGGCCCGGCUGGCCAGCCAUCUUCACGCGUGUCUCUGUGUUUGUGGACUGGAUUCACAAAGUCAUACAGCUGGGCUAGGCCUGGUCUUAACCUCUUGCGUUAGGGAGCACAAAACUUGUCAGACAUAAAGCCACCUUUUCUCUUUACACCUGUGGAGAAUGCCUCUUAGCUCUGCUUCUAGGGAAUAAGUUUGUGACUCCUUAUUAGGGCCUGGGUGGCUGGAGCCCAGCAACCAUUGGCUAGGUGGUCUGACCCUGGAAGUACUUUUGCCUGUGGGUUCUUUGGAGGUGCAAGGUCUCAUGCAUCCUCCAGAGGUACUUUUGGGAGUAGAGGGUGGUACAGAGCAGAUUCUAACUGAAAAGACAAUAGCCGAAGAAGCUAGCCUGGUGCAGAGUCCCAUUUGGCCAAAACUGACAGGUGCAGAGCCUCUCACUUCCCUCUGCUCUGACACUGGAGACACAUGAAGCCCUUGUA